This is a messenger RNA of Melanaphis sacchari, 1033 nucleotides long. It is a transcript of the gene ND-30, whose product is annotated as NADH-ubiquinone oxidoreductase subunit 9. The record is from RefSeq and is a predicted model, not a curated record. The transcript is spliced from 6 exons. NCBI's taxonomy places the organism in Eukaryota, Metazoa, Arthropoda, Insecta, Hemiptera, Aphididae. Bases 171 to 935 code for a protein of 254 amino acids. Gene Ontology annotation, molecular function: NADH dehydrogenase (ubiquinone) activity.
ACAGGAUACAGUAAUAGUAUCACAAAUUCACAAUUUACACUUUACAGUUCAUAAAGUUCUGGACAUUACGUGGAAAAUUUUUCUCUCAUAUUUUUUUUUUAAUUUUUCUCUUUUUAUAAUUUAUUGUUUGAUUAUAAAUAUUGCAAAGUUCAUAACUGUUAUUUUUAACAAUGUCGUUAAGAAUCAUAACCAGAGCUAUUCAAAGAUUAAGUACAAUUCAGACUGGCAGCAGAAUGCCCAAGUAUUUCAAAACGAUGAUCCGAGCUGAAUCCACUACAGUGGUACCAAAACAAAAAUUUGAGUCGAUAACAGAUCAAUAUCUUGGAUUUGGAAAUUUUGUUGCUGAAUGUUUACCUAAGUAUAUUCAAAAAGUUCAAAUAAGUUCUAGAAAUGAAUUAGAAUUACUGAUAGCACCUGAAGGCGUUUUACCAGUAUUUCACUUUUUAAAAAACCACACAAAUUGUCAAUUUGCUAACUUAUCAGAUUUAUGCGCUGUAGAUGUUCCUCAACGUUCAAAUAGAUUUGAGAUCGUUUACAAUCUGUUGUCACUUCGAUUCAAUACUCGCAUACGUGUCAAGACAUAUACUGAUGAGUUAACACCAAUUGAUUCUAUUACAUCUAUUUAUGAAGCAGCAAAUUGGUACGAAAGAGAGAUUUGGGACAUGUAUGGUGUGUUUUUCACUAAUCACCCUGAUUUAAGAAGAAUUCUUACUGAUUAUGGAUUUGAAGGUCAUCCAUUUCGUAAAGAUUUUCCAUUGUCUGGAUAUGUAGAAGUGAGGUAUGAUGAUGAAAAAAAGAGAGUUGUGGUAGAACCAUUAGAAAUGUCACAGGAAUUCAGACGUUUUGAGCUAUCCACUCCGUGGGAACAAUUUCCGAAUUUUAGAAGUGCUAACACUGUUGAAGAAGUGGUAUCAGCAGAAAAAGAAAAAAAAUAAGUUUAAAUUUUCAAGAUUUAUCAGAAACCUCAACAAUAGGCAAACCAAUUUCUUUCUUCAACACCGCUCUUAUUGCUUCAACCUGAAGCAUUUCAAAC